AUGGAGCAAGAAAGAGACGAAAAGUUGGCUGAUUUGGUGAUGAAAGACAAGAAGCAAGGAAAGAAGCUUCCUCGAGCCGAAGACGCUGAACAAAAGAUAAAGAAUCUUCCUGAUCAUUUUGAGCCAGAACUUCCGGGUGACAAAGAUCGAGAAGAGAAUGUACUCGGUGGAACAAAAAAAUCGUUUGGACUUGAUAACGACGAUCGUCAGCAU
Molecule: messenger RNA, 213 nt
Organism: Mesorhabditis belari
Lineage: Eukaryota; Metazoa; Nematoda; Chromadorea; Rhabditida; Rhabditidae
Source: the annotation of a GenBank genome assembly